UCAUUCGCGCGUUUACAACAUUGAUUGGCCUUACUCCAUGCUCCUUGAGAAUGCCACAGCCGCCACUCAUGUCAAUUGCAGCUACUUUGGCUGCUCACAGGAAAAAUUCUGACAAGCCAAAAAAAGCUCAGGCAGCUGGAGGCGCACAACAGACCACAUCGACAGGAUCCUCUCAUAACCAGACCCAUAUCCAGCUUUUUCCGUCUACUGUAGCCUCAAUUACAUCUUCAACUCCGUUGUCAGUACCACCGCCAAAGCCACAGCAGACACGGGCGCAGGAGUUGCAUGAUUAUUCUCCAAACCCAUCAUUGUCAUCAGCAUCGGGCUCGAUAAAGAAAAACCUUUCAGCCUCCUUCGUACAACUUUUACCCAUCUUUCAAGACCAAGUCGUCUCAGACGCCACGGGGACACAAAUCAAUGCCUGUCAGUACAACAGCACCGGCGAAUAUAUUUUGACAGGAGGCGUUGAUCGCACAGUAAGGCUUUGGAAUCCAGACACAAGAUUCUGUAUAAAAUCGUACGAAGCACAUGGGUGGGAAGUAUUAGAUCUGGCUAUAUCACCUGAGAAUGGGAAAUUUGCGAGCUGUGGAGGCGAUAAAACCGUUUUCUUAUGGGAUGUAAUGUCGGGAAUGACGAUUCGGAGGUUUACGGGACAUACUCAGAGAGUGAACACUGUCGAUUUCAAUGAUGAAGGCACGGUGUUAGUGUCAGGAUCAUAUGAUGCGACGAUACGACUCUGGGAUUGCAGAUCAAACUUGCGAGCACCAAUACAGAUUUUAGAGGAACCAAAGGACAGUGUUACAUCUAUUGAGCUGAAAGGAAGUGACCUGCUGGCAGGUUGUGUGGACGGGUCAAUAAGAAUAUACGAUAUCAGGAAAGGAUCACUCAUCACGGAUCAGAUUUUCGAGCCAAUUACAUCAGUGGCAUUCUCGUCUGAUGGUAAUUGUGUACUAGCAAGUUCGCUGGACGACACAGUAAGACUCAUGGACCGUGAUAAUGGCACGCUUCUGAACGCCUAUAAAGGUCAUAAGAAUAACCAGUAUAAGAUCCGAUCAUGUCUCGAUAACUCUGACGCGCAUGUUAUCAGUGGCUCAGAGGAUGGCAAGAUUUUUAUCUGGGACUUGAUGGAGGGUGCGAUCAUUCACGAGAUUGACGCGCAUUCCAAGAUUGUGUCGGCAAUUGCGUAUCAUCCAACACAAGAUAGGAUGUGCUCAGCUAGUGUCGAUGGCUCUAUCAAAACCUGGACUUCACAACCUGCGACCGCAUGACAACAGGGCAUUCGCCGUCGAAUAUUGCAUGCUGCACUC
Messenger RNA from Lobosporangium transversale, 1307 nucleotides. RefSeq names its product WD40-repeat-containing domain protein. Gene Ontology annotation, biological process: mRNA splicing, via spliceosome. The transcript is spliced from 7 exons. Lineage: Eukaryota; Fungi; Mortierellomycota; Mortierellomycetes; Mortierellales; Mortierellaceae. Gene Ontology annotation, molecular function: protein binding. The record is from RefSeq and is a predicted model, not a curated record. The coding region runs from base 51 to 1268 and encodes 405 amino acids. Gene Ontology annotation, cellular component: catalytic step 2 spliceosome.